GACAGUAUUGACAGUUGACGUUUCAUUGAAGUUGGCAACCCCAAAAUUAGUUUCCUUUUCCGUGUUGCAUGGUGUCGGCAUAAGGCCUCAUCAUGCAGAUCUUCGUCAAAACCCUAACGGGUAAGACCAUCACCCUUGAGGUCGAACCCUCGGAUACUAUCGAGAAUGUCAAAGCCAAGAUCCAGGACAAGGAGGGAAUCCCCCCGGAUCAGCAGCGUCUGAUCUUCGCCGGCAAGCAGCUGGAGGAUGGUCGCACGCUCUCCGACUACAAUAUCCAGAAGGAGUCGACCCUGCACCUCGUGCUGCGUCUGCGCGGAGGCGCCAAGAAGCGCAAGAAGAAGAACUACUCCACGCCCAAGAAGAUCAAGCACAAGAAGAAGAAGGUCAAGCUCGCCGUGCUCAGGUUCUACAAGGUUGAUGAGAAUGGCAAGAUCCACCGUCUGCGUCGCGAGUGCACCAGCGAGCAGUGCGGCGCGGGCGUGUUCAUGGCCGUGAUGGAGGACCGCCACUACUGCGGCAAGUGCCAUCGCACCAUGGUCUUCAAGGACGACGACAAAUAAACUACUCUGACGUCACUAGCAUAAGUCACUUUGACUGCCGUGUAUGACGGAUUUUUCAAUAAAUCUUGACACGGUGUUGAAGUA
Messenger RNA from Plutella xylostella (diamondback moth), 644 nucleotides. It is a transcript of the gene RpS27A, whose product is annotated as ribosomal protein S27A. The record is from RefSeq and is a predicted model, not a curated record. Gene Ontology annotation, cellular component: ribosome. Lineage: Eukaryota; Metazoa; Arthropoda; Insecta; Lepidoptera; Plutellidae. Gene Ontology annotation, molecular function: structural constituent of ribosome; protein binding. Gene Ontology annotation, biological process: translation.